UUUAGAGUUUCUAGCAAAGCCCGAACAGCGAGAUGGAGGUGGACGAGCUGGUGUGUUUGCCAAGGUUGACCCGGGUUGCUGUGUGCGGCGGUACCCAUGGCAACGAGCUGUCCGGGGUGUACUUGAUGGAGGAGAAGGAGAAGGAGGAGGAGGAGGAGGAGGAGGAGGAAGAUCCUCUGUCAGUGAUGAUGGUGCUGUCGAACCCGCGAGCCGUGCAGCAGUGCCGCAGAUACGUCGACACUGACCUCAACCGCUGCUUCACUCACGCCACCCUCAAUGGUCCCAGAUCAGGCGAUGACCCCUACGAGAUCAUCAGAUCCCGAGAACUGAACGCCUUCCUGGGUCCCAAAGGGAGUUCUGGGGCGGUAGAUCUGGUUUGCGACCUCCACAACACCACUGCCAACAUGGGCCUGUGCUUCAUCGCGUACUCCGACUGCGACUGGAUCUGCAUGCACAUAUUCAGACACCUGCAGAGGAAGAUGCCAGAUAUACCAAUGAGGUACAUUCAUUUUGAAGUCUCCAGCAAAGAAUCAUAUUCCCUUGAUUCAGUGGGGAAGCAUGGCUUUGCCAUGGAAAUCGGCCCCCAGCCCCACGGUGUAGUGAGGUCAAACAUCUAUACGGCCAUGAAAGCUGGCGUGCAGUACAUGCUCGAUUGGGUUUGUUUCUUCAACUCAGGUACCAUUUUUGAAGGAGAAUACGUGGAUGUGUUCACCAUGAUUAAACACAUCGACUACCCAAGAGACAGAGAGACUCACAACAUCACAGCAGCCAUUCAUCCUCAGCUCCAGGACCGAGACUUCUGCUUGCUCCACCCAGAAGACCCACUGUUCCAGACUUUCUCGGGUGAAACUCUGAGGUACAAAGGAAAGGAGCCCCUUUACCCUUUCUUCAUCAAUGAAUGCGCUUAUUACGAGAAGGGCAUUGCUCUGUCCCUGGCGAGGAAAAGGCGUGUGAUGAUUCCAGCAAUCCGGGUGCAGACAGAGCAGGAACAACUGGCUAACGUGAAGGGAUUUGCGUCAGAGGAAGAGGAGUGA
Anoplopoma fimbria (sablefish) is the source of this 1034-nucleotide messenger RNA. RefSeq names its product N-acyl-aromatic-L-amino acid amidohydrolase (carboxylate-forming) B-like. The transcript is spliced from 8 exons. NCBI's taxonomy places the organism in Eukaryota, Metazoa, Chordata, Actinopteri, Perciformes, Anoplopomatidae. The record is from RefSeq and is a predicted model, not a curated record. The coding region runs from base 33 to 1034 and encodes 333 amino acids. Gene Ontology annotation, molecular function: hydrolase activity, acting on ester bonds; aminoacylase activity.